UUCACUUCCUUUCUUAAUAAUUCUCAAUCCAAACUCAGCGUAAGGAAUUUUGAGAAAAAAAAAAAUCACCACAGUGAAUAAGGACGGACAUUGAUGAGGUCGUGAGGGACUAAUUAGGCUACAGUGAAAGAUUAAGUGAGUGUAGUUUGGUCUCCAUUUCCAUCAAAGCUCGUCAUGGCCCCUAGAAUCCUACUCUGCGGCGACGUGUUUGGUCGCUUCAACCAGCUCUUCAAGCGCGUCUCAUCGGUUAACAAAUCGGCGGGUCCAUUCGACGCGCUUUUGUGCGUGGGCCAAUUCUUCCCCGACUCACCGGAGCAACUUGACGACUUUAUGGCAUACAUCGAAGGUGGCUCCCACAUUCCCCUCCCAACUUACUUCAUUGGCGAUUAUGGCGUCGCUGCCCCUAAAGUUUUGUUGGCGGCUUCUAAGGAUUCUGCUAACCGCGGUUUCAAGAUGGAUGGCUUGAAGGUUUGCGAUAAUUUGUAUUGGUUGAAAGGCAGUGGCAAAUUCAACCUCUUCGGGUUAUCUGUCACCUAUUUAUCUGGUAGGAAAUCGUCGACUGUUCAGCAGUUUGGAACUUACAGUCAAGACGAUGUCGAUGCUUUGCGUGCAAUAGCCGAAGAACCUGGAGUUGUUGAUUUGUUCUUGACUAACGAAUGGCCAAGUGGGGUCACAAAUAGAGCAGCUGCUUCAGAUAUUCCUGCUGGAUUAUCAGAUUCUACAGGCAGCGAUUCAACCAUAUCAGAUUUAGUACAAGAGAUUAAACCACGCUAUCAUAUUGCAGGUUCUAAAGGUAUUUACUAUGCCCGCGAACCAUAUUCCAAUGUUGAUGCCGUGCACGUUACCCGCUUCAUAGGGCUUGCGUCUGUUGGAAAUAGAGAUAAGCAGAAAUUUAUUCAUGCAAUUUCUCCAACACCUGCAUCCACCAUGUCUUCCACUGAGAUUGCCAUGAAAACCACAAAUACCACCUUAUCACCAUACACAUCUGCGGAGAAAAAAGCCUCUCCAAAUGAUACUGUAAAGAGAUCCAGUGAUGGUAUCUCUGAUUCUCAACAUUGGAGAUAUGACGUUUCACAAAAGCGACAGAAACAUGAAGCUGGCGAUAAAAUGUGUUUCAAAUUUGUAUCUUCUGGCUCUUGUCCGCGAGGAGAGCAAUGCAAUUAUCGACACGACACAGAUGCAAGGGAGCACUGCAUGAGAGGUGUUUGUUUUGAUUUUUUGAACAAGGGAAAAUGUGAAAGGGGUCCAGAUUGCAGCUUUAGGCACAGCUUGCAGGAUGAAGGUGAUAGGGAUCCUUCCAGGAAGCGUGGAUCCGAAAACACUAGGCCUAGCAGAUCAAGAGAAUGUUGGUUCUGCUUGUCAAGUUCCAAUGUGGAGUCCCAUUUAAUCAUAAGUAUUGGGGAAAAUUACUAUUUAGCACUAGCUAAAGGUCCGCUUGUUGAAGACCAUGUGCUGAUACUACCAGUUGAGCAUAUGCCAAGUACCUUAUCUCUGUCUUCUGAAUCUGAAGUUGAGCUCUUAGGGUUUCAGAACAGUCUCAAUAGAUAUUACAAGAACCAAGAAAAGGAAGUAAUCUUUUUUGAGCUGGCUUCCAUACGUGGCACUCAUGCCAAUCUUCAGGUCAUUCCCAUUCCAUCUCCCAAAGCAUUUUUGGUUGAAAAAGCGUUCAAUUUAGCUGCACAAAAGUUGGGAUUUAAAUUUGUGGUGAAGAAAUUCGAUAGCAUUUCCGAUGGAAGAAAGUUUUUGAAGACACAAAUUGAUGGGAAUUCAAGCUUGUUCUAUGUUGAAGUCCCAGGAGGCACAAUUCUGCUGCAUCAUGUUGAGGAGAAAGAGAUAUUUCCUGCCCAAUUUGGACGUGAGGUUCUGGCGGGGUUGCUUAAUAUGGCAGAUAAUGCAGAUUGGAGAAAUUGCAAACAUAACAAAGAGGAAGAGAUGAAAAUUGUUGAAGAUUUCAAGAACCGAUUUCAAGAAUAUGAUCCAAGCCAUUGAUUGUUCAUACAUUAAGUUCUCAAUUUACAGCGACACCAUGAUGAUUAAGUUGAUUCCUAGUGCAUCUAUUGGCUACAUAUGCCCAAUUGCUUGGCCCGCUGGAUUUCAAACUAAAAGGUGUAUGUUCAAUUUUGCAAUCGUCAACCUUCUGUUGCUUGGUUAUUGGAACGAACUGAUUUUACAUCAUUUAAUCCAUGAGUUGGUGCUUAAGAGCAACUUGAUAGUCCUGCACGAUUUCAAUCGGUCACUUAUAUCGGCGGUUCCUGUGGUGAGCUUCACUUUCCUUUCCUCUUAUUGACUUCUUGAAGCUUGGAUGGCAAUUUUUGUGGGACAAAAUAUAUGCCCAUUGUAUAUACACCUCAACCUUGGUAUUCCACAUAUUCCAGGCGGUCAAUGGCCAAACUGAAGUGGCUAUCCAAUCACUUAGGCUAUAUGCGUUGGUGAACAAGCAGUGCGGUGUUCAUGUUUUGAAACAGUUGGAUGUGCACCUGCUUUAUGCAGGUAAAUUAAGAUAUCUGAACUUCAUUUGCCUAGGGUAAAAGUUCGUAUGAUUUGCUUACAAAUGUGUAUUUCUCGAAGGCCAGUUUCAACCUUUUUGUUGAAUUUCAACACUGUAGAAGCUAGUUGUUUUGGUAUUUAUUUUCUUAUGAUUUGGUUGGUCCUUUUCAUUUGUUAUUUUGGUAUCAAUGGAUCAUAAAGAACUUCCCAUAUCCCUAUCUUUAGUCUUUUUAAGCC
Cicer arietinum (chickpea) is the source of this 2724-nucleotide messenger RNA. Lineage: Eukaryota; Viridiplantae; Streptophyta; Magnoliopsida; Fabales; Fabaceae. The record is from RefSeq and is a predicted model, not a curated record.